This is a messenger RNA of Pomacea canaliculata, 6242 nucleotides long. Its product is annotated as tetraspanin-5-like. The transcript is spliced from 8 exons. NCBI's taxonomy places the organism in Eukaryota, Metazoa, Mollusca, Gastropoda, Architaenioglossa, Ampullariidae. The coding region runs from base 51 to 866 and encodes 271 amino acids. Gene Ontology annotation, cellular component: membrane. The record is from RefSeq and is a predicted model, not a curated record. Gene Ontology annotation, biological process: protein localization to plasma membrane; protein maturation.
GGCUUGCACAGAGGAUCACUUAAAACUGCGAUUGUGAUGAACUCGUAGAAAUGCCUCGUAUACGAAAGCGUCGUCGCGACAGGACUGAAGUUAGCUGCUGCAUCAAAUAUUUGAUGUUUGCUUUCAAUGUUGUUUUUUGGCUGUUUGGUGGUUCAUUGCUGGCUGUUGGGCUGUGGGCAUGGACUGAAAAGGACACACUGGCCAACUUCAGCAAGCUGACAAACAUUGCUUUGGAUCCAGCCCUCAUCUUCAAUCUCAUUGGUCUCACAAUGUUCAUCAUCGGCUUUGCAGGCUGUGUGGGCUCACUUAGGGAAAACAUUUGCCUUCUGCUUUUUUUUAUGAUAGCUCUGGGAAUCAUAUUCUUCCUGGAACUUCUGUUGGGUAUUCUUGGAUUUGUUUACAAAGAUUGGGUUCGAGAUCAGAUCGAGAGCCAGGUUAAGAAUAUGAUUGUAAACUAUCGUGAUGAUGCUGAUCUUCAAAACCUGGUGGACUGGGUGCAACAGGACUGGCUGGGCUGUUGUGGUGUACAUAGCUAUAAAGACUGGGAGGCCAAUAUCUACUUCAACUGCUCAUCUCCAGGUGUCGAGGCAUGUGGUGUUCCCUUCUCCUGCUGCAAACCCACUGAUGAAGUCAUUUUCAACAGACAUUGUGGCUAUGACAUGAUGAAAACCUCACAUGAUUAUGAUCGCAAUAUCCAGAUCUACACAAUGGGAUGUAUUCCUUCUGGAGAAAAAUGGUUAGAAUCAAACCUUUUUCCAGUGGCAGGUGUAGCUGUGGGUGUGGUCCUGUUGCAGAUUCUGGGGAUCUGCUUUGCUCAGAACCUAAGGAGUGAUAUACAAGCACAGCUUGCGAAAUGGACGUACUAGCAUUGUUGCUCAGGAAGCAGAUUGCAGGUAUCUUGGUUGCUUACCAUGGAACAUGGAAGUAUUUCUCAAAAGGCAUUCUUGUGAAAUUUAAAUGUCUUCAGAAGAGUACAUGUCUGGAUGCUCAAAAUUUGUCAGCAAGAAGUUUAGCUGAGAAUUAUGGUGUGUUCAGUGCAUGCUCUUCCCAUCUCAAAUCAUAUUAUGGAGGUGCUGUGAAAGAUGAAAAAAAGACACCUAUUAAAAAAAAAAGACCAAAAACAUCAAGUAGAGUGAAAUCCAGCAACACACAAGAGCAAAACUCCUUGCAAUGGUAUGGGAUGAAUCUGUAGAAGAACAGAAGGGCAAGGCUGCAGUUGUUAUCCAUGCUUGAUUAUUUGUGUGAACAAUAUCAGAGCCAUGGUAAAGGGUGAAGAACGUGUUUUGCCAUGUAUAAAGCGAUGCAACCUUUCAGUCUGGGGUCACCGUGCAUCAUGACAGCCUAUCCAGGUACAUGAAAUGUCUGCAGAUCACCCAUGAAACUAGUCCAUCACAUGUAUUGGCAAGAAAAGAGAACUGGAUGGCAGAAAUGAUGGAGCAGAUAAACCCAUCUUUGGAGAAAACUGCUGACCUGUCAGAGAUAGAUCUGCCCUGAUCUCUUUUCCUAUACCUGUCCCCCUCACCAAACUCCCCACUCCCCCACCAGUCGCAUAAUGACUACUGAUCUGAAAAUCAUUAUGUCUACUUGUUUGUGAUGGGCAUUUGUGUUUGAAGUGUCUAAAGCAAAUACUUCGUAUCUCAAGAGGAACUGAUAUCUCAAAGGGCAGUGGGCAGAAUAUCAAGAAUUUGGGAGUACCCAGUUCAUCUGUCCAGUCUGUUCAGUCAGUCUAGUUUGAUUAUGGAUGCAUGUAUGUUAGGAAACAUAUGAAACUAAUGAAUCUGACACAUAUGUAUAGGUCAUCUUUUUAAGGAAGCAGCUGUACUUAGUAACUUUUUAGAAGGGAAUAACUGAGAAAUUGCCAGUGCCAGAUGAAGAGGACAAAUCAUGUUUGAGCACUUAAUUACAUAUUAUGGAGAAUGAAUGUCACAGCAUUACAAAAGUCUUUAGCAGGAGUAUGGGAUGAGAUGUAACAUUUGUAACAAAGUUGUGACUUUUUAUUUCAUGGAAUAUUUGCAUGUGUGUCUGUUUCUAAAUUUACUGUUCAUGUAGUGCAACAGAGAUUUUUAACAAAGAUGUGAAGCAUUCACAGCUGCGUACAGACAGUAGUGAUUCUUUGACAGAGCAGUUGCAGUUUCUCUGUUCUUAAUUCCAAAUGCCUGCCUGCUGUGAAAAGCACAAGACUAUCAUUCACUACAGAAACUAAGAAGGCUUGGGAUUUACUGACCAGCAUGCAACACGACCAACUUCCAACAAUACCAAAGUGGGAGAUAGAAGACGGUGCUUCCCGUAGACAAUCACAGUUAGUUACAUAUCAGCACAGGGGUAUUUUUGUACUUUGUCACAUGAUGUUUUUGUUAGCUGUGUUGGGAUAAGAGAUAGAAGUGGAUAGAGACCACAAAAAAGUCAUGAAAUUUAAUGAAAUAAAAUUACAGUGCACCGACUUAGCUAAUCAGGAAAGCAAAUUUGAUGAUCACUUGUCUGUCUUAAAGCAAGCUUUAAAUUUUCUUGUUCUUCAACAUUUAGCAAGAUGAAUUAUUUCCCAAACAGGUGUUAAUGUCUGUGUCAUUGGUUCUUGGUUGGAAUCCUCACUGUGAGGUUUUGAUUUGCUUUCAUUACACAAUUCUGUGCAUUAGAGACAGAUGUAUUUUUCAGGAAAAGUUAUCAAUGUAGGUAAUCCUUACAGUAAUCCUAAUGUUGUUAUAGUGAUGUUACUAAGGGGUUUGAGAAUAUCCAGGUUAUGUUAAUUCACUAAAGGCUGUGAGGAAGUAGAUUUCUGGCUCCUUAAUUUAAAGACAAUAUUCAGAAAAAAAACUGAGGGUAUAAAAGACUAAUUACAAAAUAUGAUAAGGCGAAGCUUCUGUCCGAAGAAAUGAUGGUCAUAUUUCUUGGAUUGUCAUUGCUGGUAAUGAUCUACAUAUUUGUAAUGUAAUAACCAGCCUAUAGCCCUAACUGCCUGAUGUGAUCUAUGUGAAGAAGAGCUUUGUGAAAGGAUACACUUAUCUGCUGGCUGAAAUUUGUGGGUAUAUAUAUAUUUUGUGUGCACUGAAUGUGAACUGAGCAUUUGCAAGCUGUUUAGUAUCAUUUGAGGCAGAACUGAGACCAAGAUAAUUACAUGCAAGAUUUAAUAUGCCAGCCAGAGCUAAUUGGUGAUAAAUGUUGGUUCUGACUAAGCUAACUUGCUUUAUCAUCUGAUAGUGUUUUUUCUUUGAAAUAAGUGAUUUACAAUGAAACUGAUGCUUCAGAAAAGAGUAAAAACCAGCCAGCUACUCACCUUCCUACAAAAUACUCAGAUACUGGUUUUUAAUGCUUGAUUGUGGUUUAUUCUGGUUUUUAAUGCAUGAUGGCAAUUUAUUCUGGUUUGGAAAGCAAGGGGUAUGUCACAGAAUCGGUGGUAGAGAUGACUUUCUUAAUAUCAAAGAGAAUAUAUGUUAAAUAUAGACAACUGUUGUGGCAGCUUUCCAUCCUGAUAAAUAUGUAGUGUACUAAGUAUUGUGAGGGGAGCAUGUCAUUUUUUAUUUUUUUUUUACGUCUUAUGUGGUUUACAUACCUUAAGGCAUUUGCUGCUGUAUUUCAGUUUGCCACAGUUUAAUUUUGGAAAACUUGCAUUAUUCUUCUAUAUUUUACUGUAUAUUAUUAUUAUCUGCUGCGUGCCUGGUUGAUUAAUAUCCUGAGUAAUUUAUUCACAGAAAGAAAAUUCCAGUGAAAUUAUGAAAGCAAUUCUAGUCAUAAAUGUAAGAGUCUUCCCAACAAAACGAAAAUAAAAUAUGUGCAAGUCUAAUAAACUUUCACAAGUGUUCUGUGGUUAGGGAUACUCGCUAAGUGAUUUUUGUGCUCAUUCCCACUUAUACAAUACAAUAUAGCUUUAUUGUCUUCUGUCCACAACAGAUAUAGAAAUUUUUCUUUGUUGAGAGCUCUCAUAGGAUAAUAAACUGACACAUUAUUAGUGUUACUGUAAGAAAGUAAGGUUUGUUUGCUAGGUCCGUUCAUGUGUGAUGUUGCAGUUGGUUAGAAGGACUGGGCAAAAAACACUCUACUUGGCAAUUGGUUGUUUCCAUCUACGGCCAGAGAGUAGACUCUGGAAAUGGUGGUGUAGUGGGUGAGAGGGGUCUGUGAUAAUGCUGGCAGCUUUUAACCUCACAGCCCUGGUGUAUAAUUACCAUCCGCAUCGAACAGGCUUUAUGUUUUCAUAGAGAAAAAUUGCCAAACAUUUUUUAUUUAACAAUUUACUACUUAGAUUUUAGGGAAUAUAUUUACACCAUUCAUUUUCAUAAUUUUGGAUUCCCCCCUCCCCCAUUGCAAUGCAAAUCCAUUUAUUACAGACACAGGUUAGGUUGCAUGAACAUUUAUGUCUCUUUUUCUAUAGACACAAAAGAGUAGUGCCCUCUUACUCUUUGAAAUUUGUUCAGCACUUGGAAAGAAGAAAGCAACUACUGGAGCUCAUUCUGGGAAUUACAAGAGAGCAUAGCUAUGUAAAAAUGUAGUACACAAAGCAGUGAAUGUGAUGUUUCUUACUUGUGACUGGUAAUGAAUUGCUAUAAUUUUGUUUGUGUGUGUGUUUAUGGUUUUCAAAGGUGAGAUGAAUAAUGUUAUUCUGAUUUUGGCUUCUUUUUGAUUUAGUUUGGAAAUUUUGCUCUUUUUUCUCUAGUCAAUGACAAUAACAUUAAAUGUGGUUUGUCACAUUAGUGACAUUGAUUGUGGCUUGCCACAACUUUUUCAGCCUGACAGCAACCCACUGACCCAAGGCAGCUGUCUCAAAAUGUCAAAUGUCAGUAGUUAAAUGUUUCCUGUUCUGGGAUAAUAAGCUUCAUGUCUCUUUUUUUCUUUUUUUUCGGGCUCUAUUCACAGUUUUGUGUUGCAUUUUCUGCACUGUUCUUUUUAUGCUGCAGUCCUCCUGCUAUUUCUUAUAGUUUUGUUCAUCAUCAAUCACUUGAGAGCAAGAUAUCAGAAACAUUUAUAUUCAUCCGCAGUUACUUUCUUCAUCUUUAUUGGGAACCUACUGGAAAUAACAGAACUGUUGUAAACUGUUUAAAUCCUUUCUAAAGGAAAUGAAUGCUUAAAAAUCUUAUGUUCCAAACUCUUCCCUAUCCCAAAUCCCACCCAUGCCUGCUAUUACAUAGCUUUACACACUGACCUGUCCCCCCCCCCCAUCUCCACAUAUAAAAAAAUAUUUUCUUGGCAUAAAAUUUAUCAUGUGGGUUAUCAUCAGUUAAGUUUGUUGACAGCGUGAGAGAGAUUAUGUACAUUCAGCAAAGAAUAGCUGUGUUGCCACAGUGAAUAAAUGUUGCAAACAAGGAGGACAUAAGUGCAAUGUCCUCAGACUUCAUGCAUAAUUUAUAGUUUAAUGGCGUAACUGGAUGGCAUUCUUUGCAAUAUUUUUGUGACAAUUCGAAUCUUUGGAGCAGACCUUGCCAUCUUAGUUGAACCCUAGUGUUGUUGUCAGUGCGUUGUGUACAGCUUGGUUUGCUUGACUGGCUCUGUGAACCAAAAUACCUCUUUUUCCUUACAAUGUUUGCUGUUCAUGCCAACAAAUGAUUGUUAAGUAAGGAUGUUGCCUUCAUUUGUUUGGCCAUGCGAUCCAAACUACCUUUCUAUUUCUGUUCCUUACACCUACAGAAUGCCCUUUUUUUUUAAAAUGAAUCAAAACACAAUUUUUUGCUUUGCAGGUUAAAUGACAAUUUUCCCAAAACUGUUCAUACCUGCAAAUAGUAUUACUCACCAAUCUUUUGUUCACUUUGCUGGCUGUGUGAACAAAAUCAGCUCACUUUUUACCUGUGUAUGCAUGUUUGUAUGUACACAUCACCAAAUGUCUCCUGGCUGCAUUUUUUCACUCUGGUUCACCGCAUUGCAGAUGUGAACCACGUAACUCCUUUUAUUUUCAGUGGAUGUAUUGUUCACAUCAUUUAGUAUUGGAUCACUUUAAGUGGCUUUUCCUUUUCUUUUUUUUUUUUUUUUGAUACAUUUGAACAAAUCCUCCAAUUUUUUAAACCAUCAUUUUAUAUUGAUUAUAUUUAGCUUGUAUGUCAUUUAAACAUUUUAAACUUUACCUUAAAUUCUUUUGGCACAUUUUCCAAGUUCACACAUUGACACACCUAUAAUUUAUUUUUCAGAAAUCUUUGUAAAUCAUUUCCCUGUGGAUGUGAUUGCUUCUUUUUGUUAUCAAACGGUAGAGAUCUUUAUAGACCUUGAACCAGGUCUGUAUGUCCUUAUGUGUUGUGAGUGGAAUAAAUUCUAUACACCCACAA